AUGGCCACGCAACAGCAGCACGUCCACGCGGCCGUAUGGACCUGCGACUCACUCACCACCACGCCCACGCCCACGGCAAUGGCCCACGCCGCUGCAUACGACACCUCGCUCAGCCUCUUCGAAUCCAUCGUCACCGCUUACCCCCCCAUCCUCGAAUCGCUCCUCGCCCAAAUCUCCACCGCCACCCUCCUCCAACUCUACCACACCUCGCGUCAUCUGCGCGACUUCCUCCGCCAGUACCCGCUCGCAUGGAAGACGCUGUCCUUUCGCCUGCCCCAGCCCGCCGUCACUGUCGGCUCCCCAGGCAAUGAGACGCCCGACAACCGGGAGCGCCAGUCCAAGGCCUACUCUUUUGACGCCCUCCUUAAACACAUCAUAUCCCCCAACGGCACACGGCUGACCAGCCUAGACCUCUGCAAUACAGCAGUCACAGGCAUAGCCCUAGUCGGGAGCGUCCUCGGCCCGCGCAUUCACACGCUCCAGCACCUGUCUGUCCGCGGCUGCAAGAACGUCUCCAUCAAAUACCACAUUGUCCCAUUCUUGGAACCCUACACCCUCAAGGAUGCCCCGUGGAUCCAAAAGGACCUCGCCCUCAAAAGCCUCUACACCUACCGCUGCCGACACCACCGUCGACGCCCUUACCUUCCCUCCUCUCUCAUCCGAAGAGACUCCGACUCCGACCCCACUCACCAACUUAUCGAGAUAUGCCAUCAGCUGGGAAUAUGGACCGACACUGCAUGGUGUCCGAGCCCUGGUGGCAGAUGCUUUCGGCGAAAAGACUACCAUGCAGGAAGAGCAGGUCCAUUGAACAUGGAGGUCUGGGUACCCUUUGACAGGCUCUGGCGAUCAAGUAACCGCAUAGGGCCAGUGGAUGGCACCAAGACGCUGGGUGACCAUGACGGCAGGUUAUGGGAAAUUGCUGAGACGGGCCAAGAUGGCGAGCCACUUGGGCCUGACAAUAGCGACUUUGCGGGAGAAGGCAAACACGUCCCAGUGCACGAACGAAGGAGUCACACAGCCUUUGUCAAGGACGUCAAAUGUUCACAAUGCGAUGACAUCAUUCUAGAGCGGUGCGAGUCGUGCAGUGUUCGUAUGCACUGCAUGGGCUGCCGGAAGACGCUGUGUGCGAGCUGCGCCUUCAACAGACCAAUACCGAGAAAACGCGCAAAGACACGGCAUUUUGCAAACCUGGCUUUCGGAAAUACCGGCACGCUGGGUUCACUUGGGCAAGCAUCUGGGUCGAUGCCGUCUGCAGAGGAGCGCAGUCAAGAAGAGAGGGCUGACCGGAAUCGCUUUUGGUGGGCGCCCGGAGCGACGCGAUCACCAAACCUCAUGAACGAGAGCGCGCAUGACGACGACUCUUCCGACUCUGAAGACGGCGGAAACAUGAACAAUGGAAUGCCUGUACUGCCUGCUAACCGCGAACCUCCUAAGCUCAACAUGCAUUGGUGCUGUCUGGAGCCUAUAUUUUCCGGUGGUGGUGGAAUUGCCGUUCUGGGUACUGGGUUAGGAGGCAGAGGAGCAGACAAGAUACGUGCAGCGCCCCUGCCACGCAAGAAAGAGUUCGAAGAUCCUGAUUUCAGCAACUCGCUCCGACCUGUCGACUACAUUCGAGAGUUGAAGAACAAUGGCCUAUAUGAGUAUGUGCUUGGCGAGGAUGUUGACAUACUCUCAUACCUGAAGCAGGAUUCGCUAGAUCUGCAACAGCAAACAUGUCCCAGAGGCUUGUGCAAUGACUGCUAUAGGAGUUUUAGAUGGAAGGUCUCGUGCCGGGCCUGCAAGAGCCCCAUUUGCAAAGAACACGACUUCCGGGCAUUGAAGGUCCGCAAAUGUGGCUACCGGGAACUGCACACGGAGCGGGAGCAUGUUCGAGCACACAACGAGCCACCACAACGCCUUGUCAUCCCCGAAUUUAACCCAAACCGAGCGAGCACGCCUGACCCCGAGCGCACGCCUACUGCGUCUUCAUCGAAUAUCGACUUGUAUUCCAACGGGGACAAUGAGUCUGAAUCCUCCGAGACGCCAAUGUCACAGUCACAGACCCUCGUUGCUCCUCCACAACAUUCUUCAAUUGACAUGUCGACUACAACCUCGUUCAGCUCGAUGCCAACCCCCGAUCCAUUCCCCCUUGCUUCUUCGUUGUCUUUUGUUCCUGUCAGCUCAGCGCGUCCACGAUCCCUCAGUGUUUCUGGUGUCAGAGGUCGAUCUACGAGCCCUUGGUUGCAAAACCCACAACGUGUACCUGUCAACCAUCCAGUCACAAACCCACUUCCAUUGCCAUGCAAUCCACGUCAUCCUGUUCAAUGGGAAGGUUGCGGAGCCUACUUUUGCCAAUACCCGAGACCGGUGGGAGACAGCAGACCGCAAUGUCCUGCCAUGCUCAAAGAGUGCUCAGAGUGCGCAGUCCUUCAAUGUUCUGCAUCAACGCAGUCGUGCACAUGCACAUUCUGCACUGUCAAUUACCAUUGCCCGACAUGCGCACGUAAAACCAGUGUUCGCGCAAAGUGCCGGCUGGAAGCCGAGAUUCUAGCCAAGAAAGAAGCAGAACAACGGGCGAUGGCGAAACAGAAAAAAGACAAGGAGGAGCGCGGACAUGCCGAUGAAUUAGCCGGAGCCAUGCACGAGUUUUUCUCGGGCGUGUACCACGCUGAUCCCAUCCCGAGCCCUGACUCUAUAACCGUAACGACAGUGUUUGGCGUGACGGAAGAACCAGCACAUUUUACAAGCAUCACCGCAUCUGGACCCUCGCCCUUUUACACCGCAUACGACCAUUCCGACGACGAGGAAAACAACGUCGAGAUGACGGAGCAUCUGCACGAGAACAUUGAAGCUCUUCAAUAUGAGCUGUCACAGCUUCAUCUACCCCCGAACACGUAUGCAAACGGCAUGAACACUCACGUCAUGCACAUGCCCGUGGAACUUGAACCCCAGCACGUGCACGCAGCAGAGGGGCUAGAAGAAGUCGAGAACCUCAACGAUGCUGGUGAAGAAGCAGACAUUGACACGGACGACUUAGACGCAGGCACCGAAAGCACUUUUGUUGACGAAUUCGACGAUGACGAAGAUACUAUGGGCGGCGGCGUUCUUACACCCACCCCUACCAUUGCUGCUUGA
Molecule: messenger RNA, 3114 nt
Organism: Bipolaris sorokiniana ND90Pr
Lineage: Eukaryota; Fungi; Ascomycota; Dothideomycetes; Pleosporales; Pleosporaceae
Exons: 2
Coding region: 1-3114 (1037 amino acids)
Source: RefSeq, a predicted model, not a curated record